AUGUUUAAGAAAAUGAAAAUUGGGCUCGGGAUCACUUUUCUCUUUGUCCUGGCCUUUGUCUAUAAACGUUCCCGGCCGCCUGGCUGCCUCUUCUCAUGCGAGCGGAGUCCUGAGCAUUUUCUGAUGGAAGCGGAUGACGUGAGCCAGAAGAGCGGCAUCAUCUUUGUGGAGGCCACAGACCGCCUGUUGAUUCCUCCAUUGGUCUCAUGUUCUGUGGAAUCUGCUGCCAGGGCCUAUCCAGACAGACCUGUUCUUUUCUUCGUGAAAGGAAUGAAAAAUAACACAUGGCGGGAUUCAGUUUCCACUUCCCCAGCCUUCACUCUUUUGUCUGCAAUGGAGAAUGUCUUCCUUCUUCCUUUUGAGAUGGAAACUGUUUUCCAGGACACACCUCUGCUCCCAUGGUAUCACAAGGUUAAUCCAGCCCAGGAAAGGUACUGGCUGCAUGUCAGCUCUGAUGCUAGCAGGCUAGCACUCAUCUGGAAAUACGGUGGGAUCUACAUGGACACUGAUGUCAUCUCCAUCAGGCCUAUUUCACUGGAAAACUUCCUGACGGCCGAGGAUUUCCAGUUUGCCGGCAGUGCGAUUUUUGGCUUUUCUCGCCAUCACAAGUUCAUCUGGGAUUGCAUGGAGGAUUUUGUUCAAAACUACAGAGGAGAAAUUUGGGGUCACCAAGGUCCCAGGUUACUGACAAGGAUGCUCAAGGCGUUGUGCCCUGUAACCAAUUUCCAUAACGUGGAGGAUAUAAACUGUCAGAACAUUUCCUACUUACACCCUCAGCGUUUCUACCCCAUCCCCUGCGGAGAAUGGAAUCGGUACUUCCAGGUCUGGGAGAAGAGCCCCGAGUUCAACAACUCCUAUUCUAUGCAUGUGUGGAACUACAUGAACCGGGAACACAAGCCUGUGGUUGCAGGAAGUAACACCUUAUUGGAAAAUCUCUACAAAACAUACUGUCCCACCACGUACAAGGCCCUUAUUCAAGGCCCUGUAGGCAGUGGUCCAUAG
Molecule: messenger RNA, 1002 nt
Organism: Pelodiscus sinensis (Chinese soft-shelled turtle)
Lineage: Eukaryota; Metazoa; Chordata; Testudines; Trionychidae
Source: RefSeq, a predicted model, not a curated record